GCCCGCGCCCGUGCCCGCGCGGCCGUCAGGGCGGGCGAACAUGGCGGCCGAGAUCCACUCCAGGCCGCAGAGCAGCCGCCCGGCGCUGCUGAGCAAGAUCGAGGGCCACCAGGACGCCGUCACGGCCGCGCUGCUCAUCCCCAAGGAGGACGGGGUCAUCACGGCCAGCGAGGACAGAACCAUCCGCGUGUGGCUGAAGAGGGACAGCGGGCAGUACUGGCCCAGCAUAUACCACACCAUGGCCUCUCCUUGCUCCGCUAUGGCUUACCAUCACGAUAGCAGACGGAUAUUUGUGGGCCAGGAUAACGGAGCCGUGAUGGAAUUCCACGUAUCUGAAGACUUCAAUAAGAUGAACUUUAUCAAGACCUACCCAGCGCACCAGAACCGGGUGUCGGCCAUCAUCUUCAGCCUGGCCGCAGAGUGGCUGAUCAGCACGGGCCACGACAAGUGCGUGAGCUGGAUGUGCACGCGCAGCGGGAGCAUGCUGGGCCGGCACUUCUUCAGCUCCUGGGCCUCGUGUCUGCAAUACGACCUCGAUACGCAGUAUGCCUUUGUCGGGGAUUAUUCCGGACAGAUCACCCUGCUGAAGCUGGAGCAGAGCAGCUGCUCGGUCAUCACCACCCUCAAAGGGCACGAAGGGAGCAUCGCCUGCCUCUGGUGGGACCCCCUGCAGCGGCUCCUCUUCUCGGGCGCGUCCGACAACAGCAUCAUCAUGUGGGACAUCGGGGGCCGGAAGGGCCGCACGCUCCUGCUCCAGGGCCAUCAUGACCGCGUCCAGGCGCUGUGCUACCUGCAGCUCACACGGCAGCUGGUGUCCUGCUCCUCGGACGGGGGCAUCGCCGUGUGGAACAUGGACGUGAGCAGGGAGGAGGCUCCUCAGUGGCUGGAAAGUGAUUCGUGUCAGAAGUGUGAGCAGCCGUUUUUCUGGAACAUAAAGCAGAUGUGGGACACGAAGACGCUGGGACUGAGGCAGCACCACUGCAGGAAGUGCGGGCAGGCCGUGUGCGGCAAAUGCAGCAGCAAGCGCUCCAGCUACCCCAUCAUGGGCUUCGAGCUCCAGGUCCGCAUGUGCGACUCCUGCUACGCCUCCAUCAAGGACGAGGACCGGACUCCCCUGGCCACCUUCCACGAAGGCAAACACAACAUCUCCCACAUGUCCAUGGACGCGGCCAGGGGCCUGAUGGUCACCUGCGGGACCGACCGGGUGGUGAAGAUCUGGGACAUGACGCCCGUGGUGGGCUGCAGCCUGGCCACCGGCUUCUCUCCGCACUGACCGGCAGCCGGCGGAGUCCGCGCGUCCCCACCAGCGCCGCCGCCCAGCGCCCCCUGCCCCCGUAGCCCGCGCUCACAGUAGCCACUAAAACCAAACCAAACCGAUCAGCAUUUUGUUUUCUAUGUUUUGUUGGGUUUUUUUUUGGUUUUUGAUUAUUAUUAUUAUCUUUUUUUUUUUUUUUAAGAAAAAACAUGCCCAGGUGUGUUUGGUGGCGCGAGCAGAGGGAGCCCACUGGGGCUGGUCCCCCUCUCUCCCCCCUGGGGGGAGGGGCGUGCCCAGGCGUGGAGCCACUUGGGCGAGCGUUUUCCUGGUUUUCCCCGCGGGCCGUGAGCUGGUGUGUGCGCCAAGAACGCCCUGGCCCGUGAGCACCGCCGAGGAAACGGCCCCGAACCCCAGCGGACGUGGCCGAAGCAUUCCCGAGAGUUCCAGCGCCCUCCCCCGCAGACCAACCCAGAGGGGCCCCCCCAAGCCCCAGGACGGGCCUCCCCGGGGCCCUCGGCCACUGGCUGGGGCGGGAGCGUGGGGGAGGAAGGACUUGGUCUAGCUUCCUCGCGGGGGUCUCUCCUGCAAGGACUUGGUCUAGCUUCCUCGCGGGGGUCUCUCCUGCCAGGGGCUGUGCGGGUGGCCGGGACGGGCCAGCCCAGAGGAUGUGUCCGUGUCCAGUGUCCACUCGCUGCUCUCGCUCAGCUCGUCCAGGAGCGAAGGGUGGCAGGGCCGGGCGCCCAGGCCCGCCCCUCUCCUGCCGGCCCUGCCCGCCCGCGCCCGCCCGCGCUGGGCUCAGAACGUUUUCAUGGUGCUGGUCGCGGGCUGCAUCGCCGCCCACCCGCCCCGGCUAGCAGAGGUCCAGCUCCCAGCCCAGGUGCGACGGGGAAGAUGAAGAAUCUGUCCUGGAACCCCCGCGGCCGCCUUGGAGGCAGCACAGCGAUUCCCAGAGAAGCCGCAGCCCAUCCCGUGGUGGUCUGUUCCCCUCCUCAGGGGAGACCUCCGGAGCUUUGCAAGGGUCUCGGACUUUCCGUGGUAGCUCCCGUUGCUAAGGCCGGGGGUGGGGGGGGGGGGGAACCAGGGGCCCAGAGCAGCAGUCCCCCACCGGUCCCGUGUGUGUGGUCACUCCGAAUUCAUGAAUGCCUUUCUCUCCCUGUUGUUGCCGGCGGCCACUUGGAAAGCUCUCGAGUGCUGAUCAGGCCUAGGGUGUGCAUGAGGUGGGGGUCGGGCGCCUUGGAGCUUCAGACAUCCAUUGCUGGUUAACAGUCGGAGAUGGUUGUUGUGCAGAGAUAUGUUGGGCUUUGGGCCAGGGGUGACUCAGCGGCAAAAUGAAAGUAGUAACGGGAUUUUCCUUAGUCUUGUGAACGGCUCCUGUCGGGGAAUUCACCACCGCCUGCUUCUCUCUCCCAGCUGCACGCCCAGUGAGCCGGGAGCUGAGAACGCAGGUACCGAGAUGUCUUAAUGGACAAGGAAAGGGGGCCGGGCCCAUCAUGGCCUAGAGGGAGCCACAUUCCAAGCUGACUUGCUGGUGACUCGACAUAGUGUUUAGUGGUGAGGCCUUGCACGUGGCAGACACAGGUUCUGUUCCCCAAACACAGCCAGGAGGAACCCCUGAGCGUCCCCAGCUGUGGGCCAAGAAACACGUUGACUUGCCUUCAGAGAUGACACUGAAGGGUUUUGUUUGCUCCUUGAAGUUUCUGUGUUUUGUUUCCUGGAAAAAAGAAAAAAAAAAAGUGGUGUUUUUUUUUUCCUAAACUUUUCCUAGGCUUUUUUUGCACAACAUCCUAUACUAACAUAGUCUGGAAGAGGAAGAAAAAAAGAGUGACGUCAUAACUUUAAAGCGGCAGCUUCUGUUCAGUUCACGGUUCACCCCAGCUACUAUCCCGGGGGUUUUUAUUUCAUUCUGAAAGGAAAACAGAAGGGGGAGGGCCGGGGGAGUCUGCUGAACUCUAGUUCCGCUUUGAACUGCUGAAAAUGUGACGAUUAUUAUUCAAGUCUGUGGUGGACUGAGCGGAAGAAACCCAGUUGCGGAGAGUCUCGAGCAUUUUAAUUGAAAAGAAUUCUUAAUUAAAGAGCCCGCUGAGAAGCUAAAGUGCUCACACCGCCUCCUGGGGGUUGCAGAGUUAAGGAGACCGUCUGCCUCCCAUUUUCUCUCUGCUGCAGCCAGUCACCAUUUUCCUUUCUUAAAAAAAAACGCACUGUCCGCCCCGGGGCUCGCCAGCCUGCGGGCAGCAGUGAGACCCCCCCCACACACACUGUGGAGGGCCUUGGGCAAACGAGACCGUUUCCCCUUUCCUUCUUGGGCGCCCACGGAGACGCGUGCGGGCGUCUGGUUCUGUUGCCUUAUUGAGACCACAUUCCUCCGACACGGGUCAUUUGCAAUCAGAGUUCUUGAACGGUUUACUGUUGUUGUUUUGUUGUUGUUUGUUUCUGUUUUUGGUUUCUUUUUUCAUCCUGCACACUCCCUACUCUGUACAGCAGAGAUGAGGAAGUAGACUGUUUGGGAGAGGUCUGACGCGUAGAGCUAGGAUGUCUGUGCGAAGGAAGCACCCAGGUCCCACUUCAAACACGUGUCUAGAGCGCCCCGGAUUCGUGCAAGCGAUAGGAAGACCCCUGAGCAUUCAGUGGCCGCUGAGUACCGGCCCCGCUGCGCUGUCGCGUGGCACGUCUGUUUACUGUGUCCCAGCCCUGCCCGCCGCCUCUCCCAGGGAGACCGACAAUUGCUGCAGAAUGAGCUCACUUCAUCCUCCCCCUGAUGAAUUCAGCUUUCACUCUUUCUUUUUUAACCGUGGAAACCUGCCCGAGUAUGUAAUUCAGAACCAUUAGUGGCCCAGACCGGAGGAAGCGAUUCCUAAAGUCAGUUUUUUUUUUAAAUGGAAUUACUUUCUACUUCUGUUCUGGUGACUCCAAGCCCGUCUGGGAAACCAGCUCCUAUUCCUUAAAGACUGUGCGGUUGCCCCGGGGUCCUCCCCCUGGUGACGCAGGUGUCUGUUGCUUAACUGUGACUUUGAGCAGAGGGUCGAAUGGCAACUAUAUUUUCUGCAGUUUCCUAUACAAUGACUUUUGAGUAAAAUCGAAGUUUAAUCGUGCAACAAAUUUAUAACAAUUUAAAGUGUUUUUCUCUAUCGCCUUUUUUUGGACGGGGCAGCCAUAGGCAGUGCUGAGUACUACCUUUUUCGUCGUGUACCAGCUCUGUUUCUAUACGACACAGUGCCCGCAGAGCCCAGAGAGCUAGAAACCUUUGUUCUUUGCACCUACCUGUGGGUUCCUAUUUUUGUGUGUGUAUAUGUAUGUCUUUUGGAAAAUAUGUACAAUAAAACUACCUUGCUUGUUA
This is a messenger RNA of Sorex araneus (European shrew), 4589 nucleotides long. RefSeq names its product WD repeat and FYVE domain containing 1 (gene WDFY1). The record is from RefSeq and is a predicted model, not a curated record. The coding region runs from base 41 to 1273 and encodes 410 amino acids. The transcript is spliced from 12 exons. Gene Ontology annotation, molecular function: metal ion binding; protein binding. NCBI's taxonomy places the organism in Eukaryota, Metazoa, Chordata, Mammalia, Eulipotyphla, Soricidae.